UGCCUCUGGAAGAUACGUGUGUGCUUGGCCAUUGCUUUGUCGAUGAGAAUAACGCAAGUAUGUGCAUACCAGCUGUUGAAAUUUGCUUUACCGUAGGAUGGUAUCAAGGUUUAAUCUGUUUACCUACGCCAGUCAAGCCUGUUCCUUCAACAGUAAGAUGCAUCAGGAGUCCAGAUGAGCAUACCCAGACCAAUCUUCCUAUACCUAGUUUGAUAGAGGCGUUGUUAACUACGAUAAACGAACUCAAGUACGCGUCGUCUACUUUGGAAAAUGAUACUAUAAUUGCUCUAGAUAGAUUAACAACUCUCCUGACUAGUCUUGGUGAAGUGCGUCUCCUUCCAAUGCAUAUAUACGACCGUCAAAACCAGGCUUCAGUCUUGUGA
This is a messenger RNA of Lytechinus variegatus (green sea urchin), 383 nucleotides long. RefSeq lists its product as uncharacterized. The transcript has 4 exons. Lineage: Eukaryota; Metazoa; Echinodermata; Echinoidea; Temnopleuroida; Toxopneustidae. The record is from RefSeq and is a predicted model, not a curated record. Bases 60 to 383 code for a protein of 107 amino acids.